CUGUACCAGUCUCCACUGUAGCAGGCCCUGUACCCCUCCCAGUCUCCACUAUAGAGGAGGGGGUGUCGUCUCACUGUGACAUGGCUGAGGAGCUGAGCCGCCAGCUGGAGAACAUCCUCAACACCUACUGCCUGGAGGACAACGGGGAGGACGGGGUUAACCUGCCCAACGGCCAAUCAUACUGCCCCGUGCUCAACGGCCUGGCCAAUGAGAAGGAGUUGGAUGCCAAGCCGGAGGAGGUCAAAGUGAACGCCGGCGGAGUGGAGAAAGUGAAGAUUCAAGAGAAGAAGAAGGUGAAGGGGCUGGGUAAAGAGAUCACCCUGCUAAUGCAGACCCUGAAUACUCUGAGUACUCCAGGCCUCUGUAAGAAGUAUGCUGAUCUGCUGGAGGAACGGCGGAACAAUCAGAAGCUAAUGAGGGUCCUGCAGAAGAAACAGUCUCAGCUGGUGCAGGAGACGGACCACCUGAGGAACGAACACAUCAAAACCAUCCUGGCACGCAGCAAACUGGAGUCACUCUGUCGGGAGCUGCAGAGACACAACCGCACACUCAAGGACAACGGGAUGCAGCGUGCGCGUGUGGAGGAGGAGAAGAGGAAGGAAGUGACAUCACACUUCCAGGUGACUCUGUUUGACAUCCAGGCCCAGGUGGAGCAUCAUGACGAGACGAAUACCAUUCUGAGGCUGGAGAACUCUGAGCUGGCAGAGAAGCUCAAGAAACUCAUCCAACAGUACGAACUACGAGAGGAGCACAUUGACAAGGUGUUCAAGCAUAAGGAACUGCAGCAACAGUUGGUGGAUGCUAAGCUACACCAGGCUCAGGGUUUGCUCAUAGAGUCAGAGGACCGCCAUCACAGAGAGAAGGACUUUCUGCUGAAGGAAGCGGCAGAGUCUCAGAGGAUGUGUGAGCUCAUGAAGCAGCAGGAGGUGCAUCUCAAACAACAGCUGUCCUUAUACACAGAGAAGUUUGAGGAGUUCCAGACUACUCUGUCCAAGAGCAACGAGGUGUUCACCACAUUCAAACAGGAGAUGGAGAAGAUGACGAAGAAGAUCAAGAAGCUGGAGAAGGAGACGACCAUGUAUCGUUCCAGGUGGGAGAGCAGCAACAAGGCCCUGCUGAACAUGGCUGAGGAGAAAACUCUGCAGGAGCGUGAGUUUGACAGCCUCCAGGGAAAGGUAGGGAGGCUGGAGAAGCAUUGCAACGAACGCAACGAACUCAGCAAGAAGGUACAGGGCCUUAGCGCCGGCCCAGAGGACGACACAAGCCCAGGAGAUGAAUCCACCUCCCUCGCCCCCAUAGACUCCCAGGUGCCCAGCCCAGACCCCGACACCACCACCCCUAGUUCCCCCACACCCUGCUGCCACUUCAGCCCAGAGUGGGACACUGAGAACCAGGCCUGUGGAGCCUCCCUCACUGCCCAGGAAUGAAACCUCUCGCCUGGGCAACAACGCUCACACUCUCCUCUUCACCAACCAACUUCCAGCCUGCAAGCCAAGCCACUAACGUAGGCAUUAAGAGUGUGGGUCUGUGUAAUUCCCUCAAGAAUAAGAUGAAGUUGUCCCUUAACCACAGAUCUGGAAUCAGUUUCCAUUUGGGUCCAUCCUAACUAAAAACCCAAUAGGGCGGCGCAAGAACCUGAUCCUGGAUUUGUAGUCGGGUAGCAGCUCCUACUUACUCUGGUUCCCCCCUGGAGAGUUGAAGGUGAUGCCAGUCGGGAGAUUGUGCCGCCUUGAAGGAUCUUAUCCUGCGUUUUUUUUUGUUUUUUUUUUGUCCUUUCCUUUGAGAACUCCUGUACGCAAUCUAAGGAAAGAGUGCGCCCCAAUUGGCACCCUAUUCCCUAAAUAGUGCCCUAUAUUUCACCAGAACCAUAUGGGAAUAGGCUGUGUCACAAUUGGCACCCUAUUCCCUAAAUAGUGCCCUAUAUUUCACCAGAACCCUAGAUGUUGGACCACAAGAGCAUUUAGUAGGUGUGUACGUGUCUCCAUCGGUCUUUCUUUUGUGUGUGUGUGUGUGUGUGUGUGUGUGUGUGUGUGUGUGUGUCCGUCAUACAGAGAUACAGUGAAGCAGCAGAUGUCUGGCCACAGCUGGACUUCAACCCAGAGCAUGUAGGGAUCAUCACAUUUUCAGUGCAAAGAUCAGUGUGUGUAUCUCUAGGUUGGUGAUGUCACUUUUUUCCCAUUCUGUUCUAGAUAUCAUUGUUUAUCCUAGAACCAGAGAUGCAGAGUGUUAAUGGAUUAUGUACGUAUUCUGUAGGAAUCUUGCGCAUUCGGUGGAUCUACAGAAAGUACCCUUUAACCAGGGGGUGUGUAAUGUCUCGGGAACCAACAGGAAGCUAAUAGGGGCAAACCAGGGAAGGGACUAAACUGAACUUGUCCAAUAUGAAACGUGUUUUCCAUUGCAAAAUGUUUCACUACAGUGUGCACUACUGAAUACACCCCAAGAAUAGAGGGAAUAGCCUUGUGUUUUGGUUUGUUUCUUUAUAUCAUGUUACACAGCAGAGUUUGUAGACUGUUCUUGAUAUGUUAUUUUAGCACGUGUGUCUAAUGGAGAAUCACCACUAUAUAUAGAUAUUAGUAAAAAAAAAAAAGAUUUAACUAAUUUAGAUUUUUUUUCCCCGUCAUCAUUCCCACAAUAUGCAUGCAUCCAUUCCACGCGCUCAUAUUCCUUGUUUUCCAAUGUCUUUCUACAACAUUUUUUUUAUUUUACUAGGCAAGUCAGUUAAGAACAAAUUCUUAUUUUCAAUGACGGCCUAGGAACAGUGGGUUAACUGCCUGUUCAGGGGCAGAACGACAGAUUGUGUCCCUUGUCAGCUUGCAACCUUUCGGUAACUAGUCCAAUGCUCUAACCACUAGGCUACACUGCCGCCCCGAUGGAAUGUUUUUUCAUGCUGCCUUUCCUUGCUAUCAUGAGCCAUGUAUAUGUUCAAGAUGUAAGAUUCCAUAACCACUAAAACAGAUACUGAAAUGUGUACUGACCAAGGUUGGCUACCAAUAAUGAAUGCCUGUGUGUGGGUGAGUGUACGUAUGUUAGCAAGAUUUGUUGAAUCACAACUCGGAUAGUUCGAUUUGUUAAUCAGGUGGAAGUAAUAAAAGAUUUUAACUGA
Oncorhynchus masou masou (cherry salmon) is the source of this 3103-nucleotide messenger RNA. RefSeq names its product alpha-taxilin-like. Gene Ontology annotation, molecular function: syntaxin binding. Lineage: Eukaryota; Metazoa; Chordata; Actinopteri; Salmoniformes; Salmonidae. The record is from RefSeq and is a predicted model, not a curated record.